GUGUUUUUCAGUGAGUAUUCUCAGUGGUUAGAGAAUAGCAGGUAACUUGAGAAUGUUUAGCGUCCUCACAAGUGCUAGGGAGAAGAGGAAUUAUGUUAACUUCAUUAAUCUCUGAUUAAAAAACCUUUGGCUCUUUUUAUUGACCAUGCCUAAAAAAGUACAGAUGGAAUACCUGUGGAUUUUCUCCUCAGCUUUAUGUACUCUUAUUCUCAUUAUUAUUACUACAUUAGUUAUACACAACAGUGUUUUGUCAACAUGUUUUUCAGUAGGCCUAGUACAAAAGAGUACCUUUUCUUUUUAUAGUACCUGAGUUGAAAUUGGACCUUUUUGUUUUGUUCAUUCCUAGCCUUUCCUCUUAUAUCACAAAAAUAAUCCGUCUUCUUCUUCCCAUCUCCUAAGAACCCUGGAAAUUUUUAAUCUAAUACAAUGGUUCUCCACCAGAGGUGAUUUUAGCAAUGUCUGGAGAUAUUUUUGGUUGUCAGUCUGGGAGAUCUUACUGGUUUCUAGUGGGUAGAUGCUAAACAUCCUACAAUGCACAUGAUCAGCCCCCACAACAAAGACUUAUCCAGUGCACAGCGUCAGUAGUGCUGAUGUUGAGAAACCCUGAUCUGAUCUGGGUAGAGAGAGGAAUCAACAGCUUGGAAAUUCAGCCAAGUGAUCUGGCAGGAUGGGCAUUUGCCUGGCAUAUUUUAUAGAGGAAUUGGAUGGCAUAAGUGAUUAAGGUGGUAUUGAGGGUCUCUGAAGCUUAUGAAAGGUAGAAACUCAACCAUGAUUUCUUUUUCAACUCUACAGCAUUUCCUUCCUUGAAGUCUUCAUUUUUACUUUAGUCUCAGGCAGUUAUACUUAAGCAUGAACAUUGACGACAAACUGGAAGGAUUGUUUCUUAAAUGUGGCGGCAUAGACGAAAUGCAGUCUUCCAGGGCAAUGGUUGUAAUGGGUGGAGUGUCUGGCCAGUCUACCGUGUCUGGGGAACUGCAGGACUCAGUACUUCAAGAUCGGAGUAUGCCUCACCAGGAGAUCCUUGCUGCAGAUGAAGUGUUACAGGAAAGUGAAAUGAGACAACAAGAUAUGAUAUCACAUGAUGAACUCAUGGUCCAUGAGGAGACAGUGAAAAAUGAUGAAGAGCAGAUGGAAACACAUGAAAGACUUCCUCAAGGACUACAGUAUGCACUUAAUGUCCCUAUAAGUGUAAAGCAGGAAAUUACUUUUACUGAUGUAUCUGAGCAACUGAUGAGAGACAAAAAACAAAUCAGAGAGCCAGUAGACUUACAGAAAAAGAAGAAACGGAAACAACGUUCUCCUGCAAAAAUCCUUACCAUAAAUGAGGAUGGAUCACUUGGUUUGAAAACCCCUAAAUCUCACGUUUGUGAGCACUGCAAUGCUGCCUUUAGAACGAACUAUCACUUACAGAGACAUGUCUUCAUUCAUACAGGCGAAAAACCAUUUCAAUGUAGUCAAUGUGACAUGCGUUUCAUACAGAAGUACCUGCUACAGAGACAUGAGAAGAUUCAUACUGGUGAAAAACCAUUUCGCUGUGAUGAAUGUGGUAUGAGAUUCAUACAGAAAUAUCAUAUGGAAAGGCAUAAGAGAACUCAUAGUGGAGAAAAACCUUACCAGUGUGAAUACUGUUUACAGUAUUUUUCCAGAACAGAUCGUGUAUUGAAACAUAAACGUAUGUGCCAUGAAAAUCAUGACAAAAAACUAAACAGAUGUGCCAUCAAAGGUGGCCUUCUGACAUCUGAAGAAGAUUCUGGCUUUUCUACAUCACCAAAAGAUAACUCACUGCCAAAAAAGAAAAGGCAGAAAACUGAGAAAAAAUCAUCUGGGAUGGACAAAGAGAGUGCUUUGGACAAAUCUGACCUGAAGAAAGACAAAAAUGAUUACUUGCCUCUUUAUUCUUCAAGUACUAAAGUAAAAGAUGAGUAUAUGGUAGCAGAGUAUGCUGUUGAAAUGCCACAUUCUUCGGUUGGAGGAUCGCAUUUAGAAGAUGCAUCAGGAGAAAUACAUCCACCUAAGUUGGUUCUCAAAAAAAUUAAUAGUAAGAGAAGUCUGAAACAGCCACUGGAGCAAAAUCAAACAAUUUCACCUUUAUCCACCUAUGAAGAGAGCAAAGUUUCAAAAUACGCUUUUGAACUUGUGGAUAAACAAGCUUUACUGGACUCAGAAGGCAAUGCUGACAUUGAUCAGGUUGAUAAUUUGCAAGAGGGGCCCAGUAAACCUGUGCAUAGCAGUACUAAUUAUGAUGAUGCCAUGCAGUUUUUGAAGAAGAAGCGAUAUCUUCAGGCAGCAAGUAACAACAGUAGGGAGUAUGCACUGAAUGUGGGUACCAUAGCUUCUCAGCCUUCUGUAACACAAGCAGCUGUGGCAAGUGUCAUUGAUGAAAGUACCACAGCAUCCAUAUUAGAUUCACAGGCACUGAAUGUGGAGAUAAAGAGUAAUCAUGACAAAAAUGUUAUUCCAGAUGAGGUUCUGCAGACUUUGUUGGAUCAUUAUUCCCAUAAAGCUAAUGGACAGCAUGAGAUAUCAUUCAGUGUUGCGGACACUGAGGUGACUUCUAGCAUAUCAAUAAAUUCUUCGGAAGUUCCUGAGGUCACCCAGUCGGAGAAUGUUGGAUCAAGCUCCCAAGCAUCCUCAUCAGAUAAAGCCAACAUGUUGCAGGAAUACUCAAAGUUUCUACAGCAGGCUUUGGACAGAACUAGCCAAAAUGAUGCCUAUUUGAAUAGCCCGAGCCUUAACUUUGUGACUGAUAACCAGACCCUUCCGAAUCAGCCAGCAUUCUCUUCCAUAGACAAGCAAGUCUAUGCAGCCAUGCCCAUCAAUAGCUUUCGAUCAGGAAUGAAUUCUCCACUAAGAACAACUCCAGAUAAGUCCCACUUUGGACUAAUAGUUGGUGAUUCACAGCACUCAUUUCCCUUUUCAGGUGAUGAGACAAACCAUGCCUCUGCCACAUCAACGCAAGACUUUUUGGAUCAAGUGACUUCUCAGAAGAAAGCUGAGGCUCAGCCUGUCCACCAAGCUUACCAAAUGAGCUCCUUUGAACAGCCCUUCCGUGCUCCAUAUCAUGGUUCGAGAGCUGGAAUAGCUACUCAAUUUAGCACUGCCAAUGGACAGGUGAACCUUCGGGGACCAGGGACAAGUGCUGAAUUUCCAGAAUUUCCCUUGGUGAAUGUAAAUGAUAAUAGAGCUGGGAUGACAUCUUCACCUGAUGCCACAACUGGCCAGACUUUUGGCUAAAAAAAAUAUGUAAAUAAUACUGGCACUUUAGAACAGAUUAAUCAAGAGUGGGGUUACUCUGCAUAAAAUGGAGUGCUGUACAGAUUUAAGAGCAAUGUGUUAUAACAAGUUAAGCUGAUAUGAAUAGCAAGAUAAUCCAAUAACUGCAUUUUGUUUGGUUAGUCAGCAUUCUUUGAACUGCCUUACAUGUUGUCACCUUUAUAGAAGCAAUGCAUUACUUGUUUUAGAUCAGAAACUUGCUAUUCCACCUACACCAAGUUUAAAAGAAAAAAAAAAAGACUUUUCGCACAAUUGUUUCCUAACUGAUAACAUUGUACAUUCUUAGGAGAUUAGUAAUUGUGUGAAAUUUACUCAUACUGUUUCUGAGUUUUUCAGCAUAGUCAUUGCACUUCAGCAGGGAAUCUGAGUAUACUUUACAGACAGAGUGAACUUAAAAGUUUAAUUGUUAAGAGAUUAUGGCUUAAAUAAGUUAGUGCGUCCUAUAGGGGGAUAAAAAGAAACCAAGAAACCACCUUUUAAAAAGAAUGAUAUGCCAUAUACCCUUGAUUUUCAUUUUGCAUUAUAUUGACAUGGUUUUUUUUCUUUUUGAGAAAAAAGUAAUAAAAAUCUGAUAGUCUAAGACUCCACUAUUUAAAAGCUAAUUACUUUUAAAAUAUGCAUACUUUCAAAACUUUUACCAAAAUACGUAACUGUUGAAGCAUUCACUUCUCUAUGGAAGUAUGCAUAUUGGCGUCAGUUUCUUUGUACAGUUGUACCUAGAUAUUUUUUAUGAUUUUUCAUGUGCAGGUAUCAAGGUUUUGAAGUUUUAGUAAAAAGAUAUUCUGUAGAUUACAUUCCCAAGAACAUAAUGCUUACACAAAAUGUAUAUUCCACGUUUUAAAAGCUUAAUUGUAUUUUACUUUACAUAUACACUUCAGUUAACAUAGAGCACUUAGAAUCUAUUUCGUAUUUUUGAUUUCUCAAAGUAAGAAGAAAUUAGAUUUUUAGGUUUGAUAUGGUUGUGUCAUAAUCAUCUCAUAAUUGACAAUUUUAAUUUUUGGCAAUAAAAGGAAAUUGGAUAUCUUUGGAACUGUAAAACCUGGUUUAAUCCUUCUCUUUCUAGAAUCUUGAUAGAUUGGAUAAUUAAACAGUAUCCAGAGAAACUAAAGAAAUGGGCAUUUUAAUUGCUUAUUUUAUCUUGAGUUACUUUUUAAUGAACACUGCUCAUUACAAUUUUACAAACCAAAAGUGUUUACUAAUUCUAGUAACUACAAUUUCUUUUUCAGCUAGAUGAGUGAUCGGAAACUUUUUGUUGCGUUUCAAAAUCUAAAUAAACUACAGACUUUAUCCUUAUACCACGAAUGUUUUUUUUUUUUUAUACUUUGUCUUAAAAUAAUACAGCAUGGUACAAUAAAUAGUGCUUUUAUAUAUAUACUUAUAUAUAUAUACUUUUCUAAAGAAUGAUGGUCUGAGUUACAUGUUGGACAGUUUCAAUUUUUUUGAAAAUAACAUUAGUUAUAUUGAUUUUAGUAUCCUCUUUAAUUUGUUCCAACUUUUUAGUUUUUUUAUUUUAAAUUUCCGCCAUCUUUGUCACAAUGCACAUACUGAUACAGCACCAGUGAUACUCUAAAAUUAGUACCCUUGGAAGAUGAAACUUUAUUGUUGUUAAUUUCCAUUUUAACUUUUAUAUUGGCCUUGUAGAUCUGUAGUCUUUGUUUCAGUAUAGAAUGUUAUACAUUUAAAUUAUUUUUUUCUUUUAUUUAAUGUUAUCCCAAGACUGUUCCCAUAAAGAAAGGGAACAAAUAAAUAUCCACCCUUAACAUCUUUUACAUUUAUUUUGAAUAUAUUGGUGUUUUUAUGGUAAGGAAUAUAAAUUAUGUUUAAUGUGGUUUCCUCUACACUUUGGUUACUAAGCUUUGCUUGAAAUAUUAAUUUUCCCAUUUGACAGCUUUCUUUGCUGCCAAGUUUUUCAAAAAUUUUAGACUUCUUUGAAGUAAAUAUUUAAGUUCUGCCAUUAUUGACUCUUAAGAGUGGCAUGUAUUGCAUUGCACAUCCCAGUUGCAAGAAAGCUUCAUUCAGGUGAGAUGUUACGAGUGGAACUGUGCUCACCCUAGAUAGGCAUUUGUAUUUUUCUCAUACUACUAUUUGAUGAUAGUAGGCAUGUAUUUCCUGAGUUGUUUUUUCUUGAGCCUGAUCAAAAAUUUUGCUCUAUUGAGAACUUGAUGCAGUUGUUGGUACAGUAUAAAGAUUUGUGUGUGUUAGUUUGAACAUCACCAGCACAGUUUUUAGAAUGUGGCUCUAUUUCUGAGCAGUUAGGGUAAGCGAAGGAAGACCUUUGAAAAUGGUAGUGAUGCAAGCAGGAUUUCAGGUGUUGCAUUCGUGUCUUCAACACAUUUCAUUAAAUCUACAUAAUGGCAGACUUUUCUACCACAUUAUAAGCAUUUUUGAGAUAAGUGAUACUUUGACCUAACUUAUUGACUUAUCAUUUAAGUAUAGUCAUUGCUCUCUUACUGUGAAAUUCUAAAUGCCUACCAGAGUUACCUUGUAUUAUCAUCAUAUGAUAAACAUCUCAUCAGUUUGGGUUUCCCCUGUUUGGUUCAGAAAGUUGGUGAAUUUCUACCUGGGCAUUAAUAGAGAAAGCAAGUAGCCUUUUUGCUGCUUUAGAUCAGCAUAUUGAAGAUAGGAGAUAUCCUUUUGCAAUUUGUGUUUCUCAUUUCUCUCAGUGAGCAAACUGUUCGAUUAAAACAUGCUCUUACACCCUUAGGCUUGUGGGCAGUGUGAUUGAGGCUUGCCACUUAGGACCUACCCUUACGUUUGAGGAUGGGAAACAGAUCACAUUAGUUGAGGUAAUCUCUCUCGAGCAUCUUCUAAAAGUGUUUUGUUUGUUUUUUUUAAACUUCUUGUUGCACACAUGUUUCAUUUGGUUCAGAAUAUUUGGGUGGCUCUUAAAGUUUUUGGAUCUACUUGCAAAUUUUUGACUUGAUACCAUAGAAAUCCAUCCUUCUAGCUUUGGCCGAGAACCGUCCGUGGUUGGGUGAUUUUCUCUUGGAGAGGUAGAAGAGGCCUUGAGCUCAGGGUAGGCUUUCGUUUCCACAGGUGAGAGAAACUUGCAAAGUGCCAGCUAGGUUAGAUCUUUUGCCACUUCUUUCAUUUUAUUAAUUUGAGUUUUUAAAGGGCUGUUUAAAAAAAAAAAAAAGCCGGGAAACUUUAAAAGUAGGCAUUACUGUAGUACUAAAUUUCUGAGACUUAGAGCGUUUUAAAGUAGAACUUGUUUUUUCACAGUAUAUUUACUUGAAGAAGCACUAUUAUAAUCAAUGAGAAACUUUUUGACUCUGCAAUUUAAUUUAAACUUUUUCCGUUUCAAAUUACUUUAUUUCAGGGAAAUAAUUUUCCAGUUGUUUUUGCUAUAUUCUGCAAAUAAAAACAGUAUGUUUCCUUUUUUCACUUAAACUUUGAUAGGAAACAAACUAAAGCAGACAAACAUUUCUUGUUGUGUUUGUUGCUUUCUUUAAUCCAAUGGAUAAAAAAGUAAAACCCUGUAAACAUUAUUUUAUUUUUUUAUGCAAUACCAUGCUGUAAAUAUGGUUCAUCAAAUAAGGAUGUACCUAUGAUUGAAUCUUUAAUUCUGCACAGUUAGAGUUUAUAUAUAAACGUGUCUUGACAAUCAAGGACUUUUAUGUGAGUCUUCCUUUAUGAUGUUUAUUAAUGUUAUGCAUUCCAUUUGUUUUGAAGUGAGUACCAAUGUGCUAAUUUGUAUUGUCUGAAAGUAUGUAAUGUUUUUACAGCUUGUUUUUAAGAAUCUGUAAAUAUGUACAAACAAAUCACAGUACUGCUUUAUGUUAGAAGGCAUAUGAUGUUGUACUGUAUGUAAGCAAUAAUACAUAGCAGUGCUAACUUUACAAGUAGCAUCAGGAAAGUUCUAAAAACAUUUCAGAGUUAUUAUCCUUAUUUCAUUUAAUAAUGAUUAUCUUUAAUCAGUUUUUAUAAGCAAAUUCCAUUGUUCCUCCUAUUGGAACAUAACACUGUUUACACAGCAUAAUUGAAGUUGCAGGGGAGACAGGCUAAAUCUGACUUCAUCUGUACUCACUUUCACUAAGCAUUGAAUGGCCUUACCACUCUUCUGCAAGAUGGAGGAAGACCGCAAAACUUAGUGCCCAUCACACUGAAGGAAGGGGUGUGGGUUUUUCCUGCUUCUGUACUGCUACCUAACUUUGUGGUUUGCUUUGGAUUUUAAUAUGUGUUUCUGUUUUAGAUUCAAGCCCAUAAGUUUUGAAGUGACUUCAGCUCCAUUGUGAAAUAGAUAGUUCUCUUCAUAUUUCAUAGCUACAUUUCAAUAAUUCUAAACUUUCUACUUUGAUUUUUAGAUACUUAUUUUUCAAGCUUGAUUUCUCAGCUGAUCAGAUGAAUUUAUUCAACUUCAAUACAAAGAAAGACAAACCUAUUGUAGUUUGAAUUGAGUAGAUAUUAUACUGUACAGAACAGCUAACUAUUUGAAAACACACAUUACUGCUUUAGAAAUAAAACCGCCAAUUUAUAAAUGUAUAUGACCUACAUUUUAUAGGAGAAAUGUUUUUAAAUGCUAGUCAUUUAUAUAAUGUGCUUUGAAGGAUUUGCUAGUCCACUUCUGUCACUUUUUAGUACACUGGUAUCUUUUAUAUGUAAUGUAUGCUUUUUAUUAUUGUAGCAAAGCAUUUCAGUAGAAAGAAUUUUGCAACAAUAUGGGGGAAAUUUUUCAUUGUUGGAUUUGAAUUAUACUGGAUUUUAUCUGUGUAGUCUUACUCGUCUUUAUUUUAAUGCUGUCUGGAAGGGAACUUGGUAUCCAAAUAAAGCAGGUAACCUCAUUUUACUUCAAGGGCAUACUGUGUAGUGCUGAAUUUAAUCUGGAAAUCUGAUGAUUUUGAAAAGAAAAACAAGUUUAUAAAAAUUGUACAGAAGAAAUUAAAUGUGUGAUGGAAAUCCU
This is a messenger RNA of Equus quagga, 8173 nucleotides long. It is a transcript of the gene ZNF148, whose product is annotated as zinc finger protein 148. The coding region runs from base 850 to 3234 and encodes 794 amino acids. The transcript is spliced from 9 exons. Lineage: Eukaryota; Metazoa; Chordata; Mammalia; Perissodactyla; Equidae. The record is from RefSeq and is a predicted model, not a curated record.